AUGACACAAAAUCAAUCCUCAUCAAAUGGUGAAAUAGAUCUUGAACAUCAAGCAACGUUAGUAUCAGAUGCGACUGUAACCAUAAAAACUAUAAAAAAUGUCGAUAAUCAGAUUAUUAAUGACAAUAGCUCGCCAUCGUCUAAUGGUGCUUUAUUACAUGGAGUUGAAUUAUUUUUAGUGGUUCUUGGUCUAGGAUGUGCUGUAUUUUUAGCCGCCUUAGAUCAAACAAUUGUUUCCACCGCUUUACCUAAAAUAGUUUCAGAUUUUAAUGGAUUGGAUCAAAUCGCGUGGGUUGCAACUUCUUAUCUACUCACAACGACUUCCUUUCAACCAAUCUAUGGAAAAUUAUCUGAUAUUUUUGGUCGUAAAGCAACAUUCUUAGGCGCAAUUACCGUCUUUGAAUUAGGCAGUUUGUUAUGUGGUGUUGCCACUAAUAUGGGAAAAUACCAGGGUAUUGUUAGCGCAUGCUUUGGUGUUGCUUCCGUAGCAGGCCCUCUCUUGGGUGGUGCUUUUACUGAUCAUGUCAGUUGGAGGUGCGUACGCAUACCAAGAGUGAUUACCAUAUUUGGUGCAAAAACUUUUCUUCAUUUACCAAAACCACCUGGUUCAUUACUUAAUAAAAUUAAAAGAGUUGAUAUUAUCGGCACCAUUGUAAUGAUCUCGUCAACUGUUUGUAUCUUAUUACCUCUUAAUUGGGGUGGUAGUACUUAUCCUUGGAAUAGCCCCGUAAUUAUAAUACUUUUAUGUGUCGGCGCACUCGGUUACAUAAUAUUCGGUCUUGUUGAAAAUUAUAUCGUUACUGAACCCGUUGCUCCACUGACUUUAAUUGCUUCGGCAUUGACAACAAUCGGUGCCGGAUUAAUUAUUAUAUGGAAUGAAACUACUGGAUAUGGUGAAUAUAUAGGAUACAUGUUAAUUGGUGGUAUUGGGAUGGGUGCAAGUAUUCAAGCUGUUACAUUAUGCGUUCAAGGAUUGGUUGAGCCGAAGGAUAUAGCUGCGGUUACUACAUUAUCAUUAUUCUUUAGGAGCAUUGGGGCUGUUUUUGGAAUUGCAAUAUCAGGAACAGCAUUUAAUAAUAGACUUUCUCAAGAAUUAAGUACUUUAACUUUACCUCCGUCUUUUUCAACACAAUCCGUAUAUACUAUACAAUCAUUACCACCAGAUACACGACUAUUAGUCAUUCACGCUUAUGU
This is a messenger RNA of Racocetra fulgida, 1193 nucleotides long. Lineage: Eukaryota; Fungi; Glomeromycota; Glomeromycetes; Diversisporales; Gigasporaceae. The record is from the annotation of a GenBank genome assembly.